AUGGCACCAUCUCCCCCUCCUUCUCCUCCCCCUCUUCAGGACGAAGCGGCUUCCGCACUAGAAAUGGGUAACCCAUCACCCAUGAUAACCACCCCUCCAUGCCCUUCGCUUCCUCCUCCUUCGUCCCGUCGUCGACAGCAGGAACGUGAAGUCAUCCUGGCUUUUGACGCCCAAUCACUAAGGAGACACGAAGCGUGGUUCCUCAUUGAAACCGCGUGGUUUGCUGCAUGGACAACGUACGCCUUUGACUCGACAGCUACAGCCGAGCGACCCGGGGCGAUCGAAAACACGUCGCUCUUUAACCGGGAUGACCACCGGGUCCAGCCGAACCUUCAACCGACAAUUGACUAUCGAGGGGUGACACCUCAAGUCUAUGCGCUCUUUGCUGAAUUGUACGGCACUAAUAACGUCCCUCCCAUUGUCAGGUAUACACUUGAUCUAUACGCACCCCCCGUGAUGAUUGACGACGUCGUUGCUAUGCUCCAUGUCCCAAAAGUCCGUGCUCGAGCAGUCGUGACAGCUGAAGUGACGGCUGAGUGGCCGGAAUCGGGUGAGACCCCUCUGCUCGAAAAGCUGAGGAGAGAUCGAAGUUUGGACGACGAAACGUGGACGUAUCGAUGCUGUUGUCGCUGCACGUAUCUCGUCCCGUGUUUGGAUCGGGUACUUGGAGGAGGACCAACUUAUGAAGAGGAGACAGAUGUGCGAUGGAGUGACUAUCUCUGCGGUCGAUCUAGAAGUAAACGACAGAGCAAGAAGAGUCGAAAGGGAACGACUGGGACGGAGGAGUCGAGUGAGGAAGAGGCUAGUGACGAAGAGACGAGUGGGUUGUUGGCUUGA
Messenger RNA from Peronospora matthiolae, 837 nucleotides. The record is from the annotation of a GenBank genome assembly. Lineage: Eukaryota; Oomycota; Peronosporomycetes; Peronosporales; Peronosporaceae.